AUGCAGUGCAAAACAAUUCAACUCUCCGGGGUCGUGCGAUUAUUUGUGCUGUUCUAUUGCCUGGGGAUAACCGCAGGCCGAAUAAUUCACCGUAUCAGUGAUUUCAAUGCACCGAUGGCGGAACCAAUACGCCAGUGCCGUGCCGUUUGCCUCGAGAAUCAUUUGCAUGAGGAAAUCAACAACAUUGUUGUCACGGACGAGUGCACCGAUCGACCAAACUGCUUCAUGUGCUGGGAUUACUGCAAAAUUCUCCACGAAGAGAAGCGCAUCGUUCGCGACCUAAUGUGCAGCGAUGUGAUUUGUUAUAAGGGGUGUAAGACGGCCUGCAAAUACUACGGAGGGUUUUACCGAAAUCUUAAAAAGAAAUCCUUUCCAAGCCCGCUAUCUGCACCGGUGAUAGGACAUCAGUAA
Messenger RNA from Anopheles nili, 411 nucleotides. RefSeq lists its product as uncharacterized. The record is from RefSeq and is a predicted model, not a curated record. The transcript has 2 exons. NCBI's taxonomy places the organism in Eukaryota, Metazoa, Arthropoda, Insecta, Diptera, Culicidae. The coding region runs from base 1 to 411 and encodes 136 amino acids.